GAUAGUCACAACUGUAGCCCACGAGCGCGCUACAUCCAGGCAGCAAACAACAGAUUGUCUGCGAGAACAAGACCUCAGUAGAUGGUGGAAUGCGUAUCUGAGAAUUUACAGGAACGCACUGGACCAUAUGUUCAGAAAGUGGGAUUUUUGAGUUCUGCGUCCAUCUCGCUUCAGUAGAAUCUCCUUGACAGCUCUAGAAGUGCCGCUUUACUCCUCUAUCAUGGCCUCCACACCUCCACCCCUCAUGAAGAAGCACAGUCAGACAGACCUGGUGAGUCGCCUCAAGUCCCGCAAGGUCCUGGGUGUCGGAGGAGAGGACGAUGAUGGAGAGGUGCACAGGUCAAAGAUCAGCCAGAUGUUGGGCAAUGAGAUAAAGUUUGCUGUUCGUGAGCCCAUUGGCCUUCGGCUUUGGCUUCUCGUCUCUGCUGUGCUGUUCACAUCAACAUCCUUAAUGGCUUUGGCUUUCCCCAACCAGUUCUAUGAGAUCAUAUUUGAGCUCACCACCACCAGGGUCUCCAUCAGACUCUACGGAGGAGCCCUUCUAUGCAUCUCAUUAAUCCUGUGGAAUGGCUUGUACACGGCGGAAAAGGUCAUCAUUCAGUGGACGCUGCUAACAGAAGCAUGUUACUUCGGGGUACAGUUUCUAGUGACGUCCAUCACCCUGUUGGAGAUGGGCAUCUUGUCCAACAGUGCAGUUGUUCUUCUUCUCAUUGAAGCUUCCUUCCUCUUCAUCACCUUGAGUUACUAUCAUUACCUCGGCCGACGCCCUAAGAAGAUCUGAUGGAGUUUGAUCACCGAUUUGGCAGAGUCUGUUAGAUGUGUGGCUUGGCACCACUGAAUGCUUUGAAUACAGUAGCAUCACUGCCUGGACCAAACGAAUUUACACUUGACUGAAAAUCAGCCUCUGUUUGUGAGCAGUUUUCCCUUUUAUGUAAGUACAGCAUUUGGGUGUUUACUCUCAUUGGCUAACGAGGACCAGAGAAUCACGACUGUUGUUUUAGUUACCUUGUUCACGUAAGUGUCUUUCGUUAUCUGACCUGUUUGUAAAAAGCCUUUUCUGAGAGCAUAUUGAAUGGAGAGUAGAUUUAUUGCACAUGUCAGAGAAUCCUGUCUCCCAAAUGUAUCACAUUGUUUUGGGAAGUUGCCCACAGUUCAGGUUGUAUAAUGUAAGAGUUUGUGAAAUUCCUGAAUGUGGUGUGGCUUUCCGCGACACAAAAAUUGGUUUAUUUAUUUAUUUUUAGUUGUCAGGCACAAGCGUAGACACAGCGUAGCACAGAAUAUAUGUUAAAAAUGCAAGAAAAAGUGUAAACCAAGGAAUUUCAUACAAUUCAAAUGUGUUUUAGGAGAAAUAGAGUGGUUACAUUUACAUUACUAAGAUUUUAAAUGGAUUAUUUUGUUCAUUUUAUUAUAAAGUGGGAAUUAAAAUUCCAAAGUGAGGUCUGCAGAUAUACUGUUGUGGAAUUUAGACUCCCAGCAGUACAUAUUGUCAUAUGGUAAGGAAUAAUGGAUGUAGUAUUAAAUACAAUUUAAUGUGUGUAUUUCAGAAAGUAUCUCAUUAACUUUGACUGUCUGUAGCAAAGUCAGCUCUGUGUUUUUUUAAACAAGAAAAUUCCACAGUAUACAGUAUACCUAAUGGACAGUUUUCUAACAGUUACUACAGUGAAUAGUGUUGUUUAUUAACUAGUCCCCUUUAAUUGUAGAUUUAAAACAUUAAGAAGAAUAAAUUAGUUGUCAAAUUUAUUUUUGGUUAUGCUUUAUUUUACAGUGUCUUUGUUACAGGGGAGUAUACCCAUGGGUCCAACCAAAUUUUUUUGUUAUUUCUGUGCAAGGUUUGUCAAAAAUCUUUGGAUUUAUGUGUAUUUUUGAUGGUAUAGGAGCUGAAACGUAAUAAUAAAAAUUUCUUUCACUUUUAAGGUUUAAAAUGCAAAUAGAAUAAGAAUGGCUUGUUUGGUAAACAAAGCUACAGUAAGUCUCUGAUGUAACCCAUCCAC
This is a messenger RNA of Danio rerio (zebrafish), 1991 nucleotides long. It is a transcript of the gene tp53i11a, whose product is annotated as tumor protein p53 inducible protein 11a. NCBI's taxonomy places the organism in Eukaryota, Metazoa, Chordata, Actinopteri, Cypriniformes, Danionidae. Gene Ontology annotation, cellular component: membrane. The record is from RefSeq and is marked provisional.